Lates calcarifer (barramundi perch) is the source of this 4051-nucleotide messenger RNA. RefSeq names its product mitochondrial elongation factor 1 (gene mief1). Gene Ontology annotation, biological process: mitochondrion organization; positive regulation of mitochondrial fission. Gene Ontology annotation, cellular component: mitochondrial outer membrane. The transcript has 4 exons. The record is from RefSeq and is a predicted model, not a curated record. Lineage: Eukaryota; Metazoa; Chordata; Actinopteri; Centropomidae. Bases 1 to 1587 code for a protein of 528 amino acids.
AUGGCAGGGGUGAAUGGAGACCGUAAAGGGAAGAAAGAUGACAAUGGCAUUGGCACAGCCAUUGACUUCAUGCUUUCCAAUGCUAAGCUUGUUCUGGGGGUGGGAGGAGCAGCCAUGCUUGGCAUUGCAACACUAGCUGUCAAAAGAAUGUAUGACCGUGCCAUAAGUGCUCCCACCAGUCCUACCAAGAUGGAGCAGACAGGAAAGAGAAGCUGUGAGGAGCCCGCCUGGAUGGGUUCGUCACCAAGGGUACUGAACCAGGACAUGAAGUCCACAGUUAGCAGGUCAUUACAGUCUCUGCCAACUUCCUCACAUGCUUUUGAACCAGACUGCCUGCGGAGGGCCAUGGGUCGAGCUGCUGUGGGAGGCAGUGGGGCCACUCAGUCCGACCUGCUGCGGGCCCGCAUGCGUUUGUCCCUGCAGGAACGUCUUUGGGAGUUCUACCAGAAUAAUGUGGACAUCCCUGCUGAGGAGCAGGCUAUGGCCAGGAGGGCAGCUCUGGACAUCUGUGCGGAGCUCAGAGUGUUUCUUCACGCUAAACUGCCUGACAUGCCACUCAGAGAGAUGUACCUGAGUGGCAGUCUGUAUGAUGACCUGCAGGUGGUUACAGCAGACCACGCCCAGCUUAUGGUGCCUCUCAUCUUGGAAAAGAACCUGUGGUCGUCUAUCCCCGGGGAGGACACCAUCAUGAAUGUCCCAGGUUUCUGGCUCGUCCGCAGGGAGAAUUUGGAAUAUUUCCCACGGAACAGCAGCUACUGGGACCGCUGCAUGGUUGGAGGUUACCUCUCCCCCAAAUCAGUCCUCGAGGUCUUUGACAAGCUUGUGGCUGGCUCCAUCAACUGGCCUGCUAUAGGGAGUGUCCUCGACUACAUCAUCCGUCCCGUGGUUCCCUCAGAAACACUGACCCUGGAGGUACAGUAUGAAACGGACAGGAAGUUAUAUGUGGACUUCCUACCGUUACUUGUGAUGGAGGAUGGAACCUCACUGAUUGCUAAACCACAUCGGCUUGCGGCAGAGCGCCACGAAAACCUGUGGCGGCAGAGCUUCAGAGUGGCUGAGACGGCGCGACUCAGGGCUCUGGAUCAGGAGGACGGAGGCUGCAGAUGUGCCUGCCUAAAGGUGGGGAAGGCGGUGUGCAAGCUCAACCCUGCCCUUCAACGGCUCAACGCUAGCCAGCUAACCAAUGCCAUCUUGUUGCUAAGUGAAAAAGAAGGUGACUGGACCCAGGAAGCGCUGGCGGACCGCUUCCUCCAGCUGCUACGAGCACUGGUGGGACACCUAGAGGCUGGAAGGCUGCCGUGUGCCCUCAGCCCUAAGGUUAACUUAUUCUGUGAGCUGACAGAACAGGAAGUAGACGAGCUGGGGUACACACUCUACUGUGCCCUCUCAGAUCCUGAGGGGCUGCUAAGAACUGCUCUGGCACAGCCAAUCACAUCCCUGACAACCUCGUCACUACACAGCAACGUGGCACUGAAAUGUCAACCACUGUUUAUGUGCGCAAUGGUGACCUCGAGCCAAAACGAGGUUAACGGAAAAACAAACAUCUGCAUGGAAUCAUCCUCUCUCCUAAAACACAUGGUUUCUUAAUUUCUAAAUGCCGCGACACAAACAUCUGUGCAGAAAUGUGAUACACACAGUAGCAGUGUUGAUCAGUGUGACAUGAAAACCUUUCAUGGUGUGAUCAUCCAAAUAUUUAGAUCUCAAAUGAAAUUCAGGGGUCAUGGAGUUCAUGGCGCUCACUAAAGCCAUUGUAUUAAUGAAGCUAAGAGUAGGCAUGCUGUUAGGGCUUAAUACACUGGAAUGGAGGGACUGAACUCUGGAUUUACUGAUCCAUAUUAAAAUGGAUAAUGCCAUAUUUGAGCUUUUUUUUAAUUGGAAGAGUUUUAGGAAUACAGACACAUGUCUAAUGCAGUUAAAGUUACCAUGGUGAUGGUGUUGACUGUUUUGAGAUGGGUCAGUGCCACUGUGUCGAGGACUAGAAUGUAAUGUUGACUGUGUGUAUGCCAACCCAAAAGCUAAUAAAUUGUUGAUCAGCCUGAAGGACUCAACAUUUUUGAGUUAAAGAGAUGAGCUAACGUUUCAUGUCCCCUUUGCCAUUAAAUGUAACGUUUGUCAAGGUUUUUAUAAAAAAACGAAAAAACAAAAAAAAAACCCCUGUCAUUAACACGGUGGCCACAUUCAAGAUGUAUGCUUUACAUGUUUCCAGUGCUGUGUGAAAACAAACAUUAGGCUGUGUGUAUGGAAUGUCUGCAGCUUGCAUGUGUUGGCUACCUAAUCUAGAAAUCAAACAGGUGAAUAUGCACUGACCUAUGCGUCGAGGACUAUUUCUAAUACUUAAUACACACCAUUCGACAAUGAAUCUGAUAUAAAAUUGAAUGAACAUUGACAAAUGGAAUAUUGUAUUUAUGGAAAAUACACAGUUUCUGAAAUGUUGCUGGUUCAUGAAAUCUGAACUACAAUACACCACCAUCAUUUUCUCUUACACUUUCCAAACUUAGAGAUGCUCUUUUUUUGCUGCUGUGAAAAGUUGGUUUCUGUCUCCACAGGUCUGAUAUGCUUUAUUAACUGAUGAUUAGUUUGUACAGCCUCCAUCACUGGUUAUUUGGCACUGUCGAAAGUGUUUCAGUUUGACUCUGUAAGUGCUGUUGUCUACUGGUUUUUGCUUUAAAUUCCACCUCCGAUCUUCUUUGAUCAUUAUGUUCAAUAUUGCAUACACACGUUUGGGCUGGGUCUCGAUCUUUUCAGCAUGUGGUAUGCUUUGUGGACACUUGAGUUUUCAUAAACUUCCUCUACAGUAUCAGAAAUUCAUGACAACCACACACUGCUGUGAACUGUGUUAGUACUAACCUGCAGGAGAACGUUGUAGGGUGUUUGUCAAAUGGCGAAUUAGUCUCAGUAUUAACUUCAGCUCUUGUCUUGAUUUCAUGUAAAGUGUGGAGCCUGUUACCUCUGUAGUACUGUGUUUGUGUGCAUACCUGUGCACGUUCCAAGUCCACAUUAAACCCCGAUUAAUACGUAGGUACUGAUUGGGCCCAGUCUUGUCUUGAGCCAGACGUGGAUUAGUGUGGCACCAGGCUGUAUCACACAGCUCAAGAGGGCAGGUGCUGUUACUUGUCUGGCACUAUUCUGCAACAACAACACAUGGCACAGAUCAGGUUGUGUGACCUGUGGUGAUUAUCACCACCAGCAGGAUGCUUCUAUCUGUCAGGUCUACGUGUAUGUUAAUAGAUUACAGGUGCUAAUCUCUGUAGAAUACGAUCUGCAAUUAUGUAACAGCAGCUUUGAUAGCCAAGGUUUCUGAUGUUACAUCAGCCUGGUCCUCAUCAUUUUAAGCUGCACAGUUCCACAUGUAGUGAUAGUUGACUCUUGGACUAACUACAAUAGCUGGCAGACUUUGGAGUUUAUAGUAUCUCUAUCUAAAUUAGUACUCAAAAUAUAUUGUCCAAAAUCAUCACAUGGCUGCUUUUUGUUCUCACUUUUAGCCUUAGAAUGAAUUUUAAAAAAUGCGAUAUGGAGCAAGUGUCCCCUCAAUCCGUCUCAGUUUGUACACUACUGUACAAAAUGGAGGGAUAUGGGUUGUUUAUAGUUCUGUUGGUCAUUCAGUUAAAACAAUCAUCCAGAUAAUAAUGGAGAGACAGGUGAAUAUUUUUGUAUUUAUUGUACAUUUGUAACCAAAAAGAGCUGAAUAUUUAUUUGCAUUGAUUCAAUUCCACAAGUCUCACUCAAUGUGCUUCAUUAAGUGCUUUGUUCUAGGUAUAAAUGAAUCCACAGUAGAUCUUCUUUGUGUGCAUAUUAAACGUCUUCCUUUGCAGACCUAAUUUAUGCUACAAAUUACUACUGUGCUAAUGUGAGGGGAGUCACUGUGCCACAUGUAAUGUUGUAAAACAAAAACCCAAAGUAGAUCACUACCUCUACCUUGUGGGGUGCAUACUAGCCAUAUGCUGUGUUGCAUGCUGUGUAUACUUUCCCAGCUUUUGUUUUUCUUUUUUUAGUUCAGCUCUGGAGUUUAACAGUGCAGCACUUUGUAUACUUCAUUAAAUGUUACAAAUGA